Molecule: messenger RNA, 1369 nt
Organism: Oryza brachyantha (malo sina)
Lineage: Eukaryota; Viridiplantae; Streptophyta; Magnoliopsida; Poales; Poaceae
Product: annexin D3
Exons: 4
Coding region: 150-1265 (371 amino acids)
Cellular component (GO): cytoplasm
Molecular function (GO): calcium-dependent phospholipid binding; calcium ion binding
Source: RefSeq, a predicted model, not a curated record
ACUUCAAGAACAUAAAAACAAGCCCCAAAACACAUCAUGAAAAAUACCAUGAAAUACAAGUCGAAAAAAUUGGGGGGGGAGCAGAUCAACAUUCGAUGUGCAGCUGAAGCUAGCAUUCAAGUUUCAACCCUGCUGCGUAGGCGUGUGCCAUGUGUUGUUGGUGCUGUUGCCUGGACUGCAUCCAUAACAUACCUCCACUCAAUCUCCUCUUCCUCCAUUUCUCCCCUUCUCUCCAUUCCUCCUCAGCUGCUGCAGGAGGAGGAGAAGCAGCUGCUGUUGCUCCCAUGGCUUCCAUCUCUGUCCCUAGUCCAGCUCCUUCUCCAGCUGAAGAUGCAGAGAGCAUAAGAAAGGCUGUGCAAGGAUGGGGAACGGACGAGACGGCGCUGAUCGAGAUACUCGGCCACCGGACGGCGGCGCAGCGGGUGGAGAUCGCCGUCGCCUACGAAGGCCUCUACGGCGAGACCCUCCUCGACAGGCUCCACUCCGAGCUCUCCGGCGACUUCCGUAGCGCGAUGAUGCUGUGGACGAUGGACCCGGCGGCGCGGGACGCCAAGCUGGCCAACAAGGCCCUGAAGAAGAAGGGCGACCUCCGCCACAUCUGGGUGCUCGUCGAGGUCGCCUGCGCGUCGUCGCCGGACCACCUCGUCGCCGUCAGGAAGGCCUACCGCGCCGCCUACGACUCGUCGCUCGAGGAGGACGUGGCCUCCUCGUCCCUGUUCAGGGACCCGCUCCGGCACUUCCUGGCCCGGCUCGUCAGCUCCUACCGGUACGCCGGCGCCGGCGAGCACGGCGGCGUCGACGGCGAACUGGCGACCGCCGAGGCCGCGGAGCUGCGCGCCGCCGUGGCGGGCAAGGAGGGGCAGCUGCUGCACGGCGACGUCGCCCGCAUCGUCGGCUCGAGGAGCAAGCUGCAGCUCGCGGCGACGCUCGAGCGCUACAGGCAGGAGCACGGCGAGGCCAUCGAGGAGGCCCUCGACGCCCGCCGCGGCGACCAGCUCGCCGCCGCCGUGCUCAAGGCCGCGCUCUGGUGCCUGACAUCGCCGGAGAAGCAUUUCGCAGAGGUGAUCCGGACAUCGAUUCUUGGGCUGGGCACCGACGAGGAGAUGCUGACGAGAGGGGUGGUGUCGCGGGCGGAGGUGGACAUGGAGAAGGUGAAGGAGGAGUACAAGGCGAGGUACAACGCGACGGUCACCGCCGACGUCCGCGGCGACACGUCGGGAUACUACAUGAACAUUCUUCUCACCCUCGUCGGGCCUGAGAAGUAGCAGCAGCCAUUGGAUUGGAUGUUUGUGUACGCUCAUUUCAUUUGAUUUCGGACAGAAAAAAACAUACGCCGUGUGAUGAUUGUUUUCGUUGGGUUUGAGACAAA